UGAUGUUUCUCUCUCAAUAACAUGUCCUUGGGUGAGGAUUAAAAAGAAAAAUAGACUUCCUCCAAGUAAAAAUAAAAAAUGGCAAGAAGAAAAGUUUUGAAAGUACAUGUUGAAGAAUAAGAAAAAAAUAAUCAAGCAAAAGAAAGAUGAGCUUUGUCUAUGGAUUGCAGUCUGCUACUAGAAACUGUGUUUCCUCCCGAUUUAACUUACUGACCAACUGGAGAAAAUGUAACACAACAGCUAUAACCUCACUGGACUGUCAUCAAGUCCAAGUUCACCACAUAGUAAAUAAUAUUGAAUGUAAACUGGGAGUAAAGCGGUGUAAUAGGUUGACUUCUCUGCCUGGAAACUCUUAUUUCUACAGAACUUUUAAUAACAGAAGGACAGGAUACCUCUCGAGUCUUAAAAGCAAGGGCAAUAAAUGUACAGCACGGCGUGACUCUUUUCCAAGACAGAAACUGAUAGAAGAAGUUGCAGUAGGUCCUGCUCUUUCAGUAUUGCAUCCUCUAAGCUGCUUUCCCAUAAGAGACAUCAGGAGUUUCCACACUUCUCCACGGUGUCAAGCUGCUCCCAUUCCUCUCUUGUGGAUAAUUCUUAAACCAGUGCAGAAACUACUGGCAAUCAUUGUUGGCAGGGGCAUAAGGAAAUGGUGGCACGCACUUCCUCCCAACAAGAAGGAACUGUUUAAAGAAAGUGUAAGGAAGAACAAAUGGAAGCUAUUCCUGGGGUUGAGUACUUUUGGAUUGCUCUUCGUAGUGUUUUACUUCACUCACCUGGAAGUGAGUCCAAUCACAGGAAGGACCAAGCUACUGCUGUUGGGGAAAGAACAUUUCAGUCUUUUAGCAGAACUGGAAUAUGAAGCAUACAUGGAAGAAUUUAAAAAUGAUAUGCUAACUGAGAAAGAUGCCCAGUACCUGAACAUUAAAGAAGUGUUUUAUCAUUUAAUUGAAUGCAAUAAAGAUAUUCCAGGGAUCUCCGAGAUCAAGUGGAUCAUUCAUGUGGUUGAUUCCCCCGAUAUAAAUGCCUUUGUGCUUCCAAAUGGACAUGUGUUUGUCUUCACUGGGCUUUUCAAUGCUGUGGUUAAUGUGCACCAACUCGCCUUCAUUCUGGGCCAUGAAAUAGCACAUGCAGUACUUGAGCAUGCUGCAGAAAAGGCCAGCGUGGUUCAUUUAUUGGAUUUCCUAGGUCUAAUUUUUCUCACAAUGAUUUGGGCUGUUUGUCCUCGAGAUAGCUUGGCAAUUGUGGGCCAGUGGUUGCAGUCUAAAUUGAAAGAGUAUUUGUUCAGUAGACCAUACAGUAGAACACUGGAAGCUGAAGCUGACAAAAUUGGACUACGGCUUGCUGCAAAGGCUUGUGUGGACGUCAGAUCCAGUUCAGUGUUUUGGCAGCAGCUGGAACUUGCAGAUACCCUCUCUGGUCACCCCAACGUGCCAGAAUGGUUAUCCACACACCCUUCCCAUGGAAACCGAGUUGAGCAGUUGGAUAGACUCAUACCCGAGGCUCUUGAAAUUAGAGAGACCUGCAAUUGCCCACCACUUUCCGAGCCAGACCCUCGAUUAGUGUUCAAACUCGCCAUGAAGGAUUUUCUUCAAGAAUCAGAGAAAAAGGACCUAAAUACCACUGCUGAGAAACAGAAAGUGGAUCCUCUUCCCAUUGGAAAACAGAAGCAAAUAUCAGGAGCAUAAAUAAUUGAGAAAAGAACUAGCAGUUGAAUUGAAAUAUGUGAGACAAUGGAUAUAUGAAGAAUAUAGCAAUCCUUAUCAUUUCAUGUUACUUUAAAAAACUGAAUUGAAAAAAGAAUUGAUAUUCACAGUCAAAUCAUGU
Eptesicus fuscus (big brown bat) is the source of this 1824-nucleotide messenger RNA. It is a transcript of the gene OMA1, whose product is annotated as OMA1 zinc metallopeptidase. The transcript has 9 exons. The record is from RefSeq and is a predicted model, not a curated record. Gene Ontology annotation, molecular function: metalloendopeptidase activity. Bases 147 to 1685 code for a protein of 512 amino acids. Lineage: Eukaryota; Metazoa; Chordata; Mammalia; Chiroptera; Vespertilionidae. Gene Ontology annotation, biological process: mitochondrial protein processing; protein quality control for misfolded or incompletely synthesized proteins. Gene Ontology annotation, cellular component: mitochondrial inner membrane.